Malus domestica (apple) is the source of this 3313-nucleotide messenger RNA. RefSeq lists its product as uncharacterized. The record is from RefSeq and is a predicted model, not a curated record. Gene Ontology annotation, molecular function: mismatched DNA binding; endonuclease activity; ATP binding. Lineage: Eukaryota; Viridiplantae; Streptophyta; Magnoliopsida; Rosales; Rosaceae. Gene Ontology annotation, biological process: mismatch repair; negative regulation of DNA recombination.
AGUCUUGCUUUUUAUCUUGAUUAUUUGUAUGAAAUUAUAACGUUUGACAUUGAAAUGGGCCAAAUGGUCAACGAAUCUCUUUCAAUUAAUUUGAGCCCAUUACAUGCCAAAAUUGUUUUUGGACUUCCGGAUGCGGGCCACCCGGCCCACAAUCCAUAAGGCGGCUAGUCGCCCAACACCACACGCUGCCUUGUCUGGUCAUCCUGUGAGCUCUGAGAAACCAGUCCCGCCACUUGUAGCCGUUGGCAGCCAAACGCUCCGCCACCGCCACACAGAGCUCCCAGAAAUGUUAUUUUCUUGCGCUCCGUUUGGAAUCUCCAACCCCAUCGUCUUCCUCACCUUCACCAAUCUCGGCCACCGCGCCAGUAAUUUACUCAAAACCAAACGCGCCGCCUCAAUCUCCUCCCUAAAUUACCAGUCCGCCACAGCAUCGCAGGCGCACCAUGACAGCCUUAGGGUUUUGGAAUGGGACAAGCUCUGCGACUCCGUCGCCUCCUUCGCGCGUACUUCGUUAGGCCGCGAAGCCACCAAGGCACAGCUUUGGUCUUUGAGUCAGACGUACGAAGAAAGCCUCAGGCUUUUGGACGAAACCAACGCCGCCGUCGAAAUGCGCAAGCACGGCGGUUGCUCUUUGGAUUUCACCGGCGUCAAUGUCGUUUUGGUGCAAUCUGCCAUACAACAUGUUCGGAGGAGUUCGCCACUGGACGGGGACGAAGCGCUAGCUGUGGUGGCGAUGCUGCAGUACGCGGAGAAUUUGCAGAGUAAUCUGAAAGCUGCUAUCAAGGAAGAUGCAGACUGGUACACACGUUUUAUGCCGCUUUCGGAAGUGAUAAUGGAAUUCGAAGUUAAUCGGUCACUAGUUAAGCUGAUACAGCAAGUUAUAGAUGAAGAUGGCAGCGUUAAAGACUCUGCGAGUCCUAAUCUGAAACGAUUACGCAGUCAAGUUCGGACGCUUGAGGGAAAGAUUAAUCAGUUAAUGGACAGCCUAAUUAGGAAUGACAAGAGUGAAACGCCGUCCCUGGAAGUGAGUAAUGUUGAUGGCAGGUGGUGCAUUAAAUCAACUGCUAACGAACUGAAAAUUUUUAAGGGUCUGCUGUUGCCCAGUCGUUCAGGCAUAGGAAGCAUUGUCGAGCCAUUAUCUGCUAUCCCUCUAAAUGAUGAAUUGCAACGAACAAGGGUACUAGUUUCAGAAGCUGAGGCAGAAGUUCUCUCAAUGUUAACAGAAAAGAUGCAAAUGGAUCUUGAUAACAUUGAACAACUAUCCAACAGAAUAAUCCAAUUGGAUGUGGUCCAUGCCCGAGCAACUUAUGGUCUAUCAUUUGGGGGAACAUAUCCAAAAAUAUUUCUACCAGGAGGGCAUGGCCCUUCCACUUUGACCAACUUAUCGGGGAACAAACAUCAACAAGUAUCUGAUCCCUCAAAGAGUGAAUGGGUGUUGUAUCUGCCGAAAGCUUAUCAUCCUCUAUUACUUCACCAACAUAGAGAAAAUUUACAGAAGGCUAGGAAGGAGUUAAAGAAUGCCACUAUGGAAAUCAAAAGAAAAGUACAAGGAGAAAAUGUUGCACAGAAAGCGGGAAAAGAUACCAAUAUUUCAUCCUUAGAAUUUAAGGCUAAAGAACUGGAACAAGCUCGACCAAUUCCAGUUGAUUUUUUCAUAGCUAAAAAAACACGAGUUUUGGUUAUCACUGGCCCUAAUACAGGGGGUAAAACCAUUUGCCUAAAGACUGUAGGAUUGGCAGCCAUGAUGGCAAAAUCAGGUCUUUAUGUUUUAUGUUCCGAAUCAGUACAAAUCCCUUGGUUUGAUUCAGUUUUUGCUGACAUUGGUGAUGAACAAUCCCUGACCCAAUCGCUUUCCACCUUUUCCAGCCACUUAAAACAUAUAAGCGACAUCCAAUCACAGUCAACAAGUCGUUCACUUGUGCUACUAGAUGAGGUUGGUGCAGGAACAAAUCCUCUCGAAGGAGCAGCACUGGGGAUGUCUCUCCUGGAGUCUUUUGCCGAAACUGGUGCUUUGUUGACAAUUGCUACAACACAUCAUGGUGAACUCAAAACCCUGAAAUACAGCAACGAGGCCUUUGAAAAUGCAUGUAUGGAGUUUGAUGAAGUGAAGUUAAAGCCAACUUACAGGAUUCUCUGGGGAGUACCAGGCCGUUCAAAUGCAAUCAAUAUAGCUGAAAGGUUAGGACUACCCGGUAAAGUUGUAGAUAAUGCCCGUGAACUAUAUGGUGCAGCUAGUGCAGGAAUAGAUGAGGUGAUAAUUGACAUGGAACGGUUAAAGCAGGAUUUUCAAGAGCUUUUACAUGAAGGACAACAUCAUCUGAUGUUACAGACAGUGAAUCAGUUCAUUUUUGUACUCGUAGGCUCUCAAGAGAGUCGUAUGAGAAACUGUUGGUUGCCAAAAGGAAGAUUAUGGAACAUAGUAGUGAUCAAAGAUAUAGGAAGAUACGAGAAAUAUCUGAGGCUGCUGCAAUGGCCCGUUCUAUCCUUCACAAAAAAGUACGAACACGCCGUGCAUCUGCAAUUCAAUCUCUGCAACCUACUUUAACGCAUACAAGCCAGCAUAAAUUGGAAACUAACAGUCAACGCACAAGAAUAGAUGAUGGACAUUCAACGGAAAAUAGGAGUGCAUCCUCUUUAUCGCCAUCAGUUAAAUUUGAGCUUCCCAAGGUUGGCAAUAUGGUGUUUGUUUCUUCCCUUGGAAAGAAAGCUGCAGUUUUGAGAGUGGAUCCAUCUAAAGAGGAAAUAGUGGUUCAAGCCGGAAACAUGAAGCUGAAAUUGAAACUCGACGACAUUAAGGCGUGACUGACAAGAAUACAUGCAUGUGAAUGCCAUCUACGACGUGAACAGAAAGAACUUUUGGUCGCACAAUUGCACAUUAACGAAUCCGACAAUCAAACUUAAUAGUAAGCUGGUAGGUAUAGCUCAAGCUUGAACCAAGCAUGCCAAUUAAAAUGCUUACAUCUUGAAGAUACCCGACACAUUGACGGUGGGAGAUGCAUAAUACACUUUAUGAGGGUUUCAACCUUCAACCAAUGAAAGAGACUGUAAAGAAACAUCCUCAGUAAUAUGAGAUGUAACUGCCUCGGUUGCUUAUCUUUGUAAGUACAUGAUUCUAUAUAUCUUGGAACUCAAUUCGAUGAAACAUGGUCCAAGUUUUGAUUGUCGUGAUCAAAUGGAUCUUGGAUUCGAUGUGAAUCUGAAAGAUCUCUUUUGUGAGGUAUCUGUGUAACAAACUUUUGCAUCCCCAGCUAGCUUGUUGGGUAAGUAAAAAUAAAAGAGAAAUGCUAAGAACACUCUCAAAAGUGAGACUCUC